Wickerhamiella sorbophila is the source of this 489-nucleotide messenger RNA. RefSeq lists its product as hypothetical. Gene Ontology annotation, molecular function: zinc ion binding. The record is from RefSeq and is a predicted model, not a curated record. The transcript has a single exon. Lineage: Eukaryota; Fungi; Ascomycota; Dipodascomycetes; Dipodascales; Trichomonascaceae. The coding region runs from base 1 to 489 and encodes 162 amino acids.
AUGAUUGGACUUGAAUUAAAAGCCGAGCUGGAGGGCGUCACGAACUUGCAUUUCCGGGACAGUCAAACAGAGUAUUAUCAGUUCAAAUUCCGGGUCGAGUGCGAGGGGUGCCACGAGGAGAAUCCCAAGCCUGUUGAUUUCAAUGCCCACGAGAAGGUCGAGGCCGAACACACUCGCGGUGAAUUUAGUUUCGUUAUGAAGUGCAAAAUGUGUAAACGCACGGGCACUAUUCUCGUACACAGCGUGAGCAAGAAUGGAUAUAGUUCGGAGGAUGCUAAGUCUGUCAACAUGGCAACCUUCGAUGUUCGGGGUCUGAGGCUGAUCGAGUUUGUUCCCGACGGGUUAUUCAAAUGCGAAUCGGCUCACAGCGCAGCCAAAUUUGAUGAAGUGGAGUUGAUUGACGGGGAGUGGUACGAUUAUGAUGAAUCUGCUAGUUCUGAAGUGUCGAUCCAAAACGUAGAGUGGAGUCUGGUGAAACUCAAGCACUGA